Puccinia triticina is the source of this 2358-nucleotide messenger RNA. RefSeq lists its product as uncharacterized. NCBI's taxonomy places the organism in Eukaryota, Fungi, Basidiomycota, Pucciniomycetes, Pucciniales, Pucciniaceae. The record is from RefSeq and is a predicted model, not a curated record. The coding region runs from base 1 to 2358 and encodes 785 amino acids. Gene Ontology annotation, cellular component: plasma membrane. The transcript has 11 exons. Gene Ontology annotation, molecular function: ATP hydrolysis activity; ATP binding; P-type proton-exporting transporter activity. Gene Ontology annotation, biological process: regulation of intracellular pH; proton transmembrane transport.
AUGGCCGAUUCCAAUGCCGCACCGAAAGCCGCCCGGAACUUUGACAAGACCUUCGAAGAAGAAAAAGCGGCGACGCGAUGUCUGGUUGAUAUGAAGACGAUCCAGUUGAAUGCUGAGGACCUUUACGAUCGCGAAAAGGUCGACCUCGAACAAGUAGAGCUUGAAGAUGUUUGGCAGCUGUUGCACAUCGACCAAGCAGCCUUGACUGGCGAAUCCCUCCCAAUUUCAAAAGCAGUCGGCGAUCAAUGCUUUUCGGGAUCCAUCUGCAAGCAGGGCGAGGCCGAGGGUAUUGUUAGUGCUACCGGUGCAAACACUUUUUUCGGACGAGCAGCCACCCUGGUUGGUGCAGAAAAUGACUCGACUGGACACAUGCAAGCGGUUUUGGCCAAGAUCGGAGGUUUUUGUCUUGUCUCCAUUGGUAUCGCCAUUGCUCUUGAGCUUAUCGUUCUUUACGGGGCAUUCCGCUACUCAUACCGCCGGGGUUUGGACAACAUCCUUGUGUUGCUCAUUGGCGGUAUCCCAAUCGCCAUGCCCACCGUACUAUCAGUCACUCUUGCUGUCGGCGCUCAACAGCUCGCCAAGUACAAGGCCAUUGUCACCCGUAUCACCGCCAUCGAAGAACUUGCGGGUGUCACUAUCCUGUGUUCUGACAAGACCGGCACUCUGACCACGAAUAAGCUCACAAUCGACAAAUCUACCAUCAAGACCUACUCCGAUGUCGGACCGGAAGACGUCUGUGUUCUGGCCUCAUACGCUUCCCGGAUUGAGAACCAGGAUGCUAUUGACGUUUCAAAACAAACGGAGAUAACCUACAUCGAUGUUGCCACUGGGGAAAUGCGCCGAGUUACCAAGGGUAUGACCGGAAAAAUCAUGGACCUUUGCACCUACAACAAGACCGAUGAGAUUGAACACCAGCUGGAAGCCGACGUUGAAGAGUUUGCCCGCCGAGGUUUGCGAGCCCUGGCUGUUGCUUACGAAGAUGUUCCCAGUGGCGACGCCGAAGGACCUGGAAGUGGAUUCCAACUCAUUGGCCUCUUGUCCAUCUUCGACCCUCCUCGUGAUGACACCAAGCAAACCAUCGAUGACGCUGUUAGCCUCGGACUCAAGGUCAAGAUGGUCACCGGUGAUCAACUUGCCAUUGCAAAGGAAACCGGACGACGAUUGGGUUUGGGUGACAACAUGUUUGCGUCCAAGGUGCUUAAAGAGGGCCCCCCACCUGGAAGCAAAUUUUCAUCGGUGGACAGUAUGAUUCUCGAUGCCGAUGGAUUUGCCGGAGUGUACCCCGAGCACAAGUAUGAUAUCGUCAAAAAAUUACAGAGCCUGGGUCACAUGGUUGCUAUGACUGGUGAUGGUGCCAAUGAUGCUCCUGCUCUUGCCCGUGCCAACGUUGGAAUUGCUGUUGAGGGUGCGACUGAUGCUGCCAGAGGAGCCGCCGACAUUGUACUCACCGAGCCCGGUCUAUCGACCAUUGUACACGCCAUCCGGCAGUCGCGAAUUGUCUUCCAGCGGAUGAGGAACUAUUCUAUCUACGCAUGCGCUGUCACCAUCCGGAUCGUCGUUGGCUUUGCCAUCAUGGCUUUUGCCUUCCAGUUUGAUUUUCCCCCCUUCAUGGUCCUGGUCAUUGCUAUCUUGAACGACGGAACUGUCAUGACUAUUUCCCUUGACCGCGUCUUACCAAACAACGAACCUGAUCAUUGGGACCUGGCUGAGAUCUUCACAUACGCCGUUGCAUAUGGCCUUCACCUUGCUUUGUCAACCAUCCUUCUGUUUGUGGUCAUCGUCAACACGACAUUCCUGGAGGACAACUUCGGCCUGUCUCCCUUGAAGGACGCUAAUGACCCACAGUUGCACAUGGUCAUCUACCUUCAAGUCGCUAUUAUCUCUCAAGCUUUAAUCUUUGUCACCCGCUCUCACAGCUGGUUCUUCAUGGAGAGACCCUCUUUGGCAUUGGUUGGCGCGUUUUGCAUUGCUCAAACUGUUGCCUCGUUGUUAGCCGUAUUUGGAACAAUGGAAUUCUCAGCCGUGCAGGCCAUCCCAUUGUCCUGGGUAGGUGUGGCAUGGGCCUGGAACUUGAUCUGGUUCCUCCCAAUGGACCUCAUCAAGUUUGCAACUCGUGCCAUACUCAAGAAGUUCCGAUCCCGACAAUUGAAACCCGCGGCGGUAGAGGCAAACUCGCUGGCCCGUCAAUCUAGUGCCGGUUCCCUCUACAACAACAGGAUGAGUUUCAUUCAACGUGCUGAACACUCGCAAGCGGCCCGACGAUCCCUGCACGGACAAGUCAAGACGAGCGAACGUGAUCUACGCAGAUUUUCUUCGGCCCAAGUUGUCACCUCCGGCGCAGCUCUUAAGCACUCUUGA